Molecule: messenger RNA, 774 nt
Organism: Phragmites australis (common reed)
Lineage: Eukaryota; Viridiplantae; Streptophyta; Magnoliopsida; Poales; Poaceae
Product: 14 kDa proline-rich protein DC2.15-like
Exons: 1
Coding region: 77-463 (128 amino acids)
Source: RefSeq, a predicted model, not a curated record
AGCAGGUUAAUACUCAAGAGUUCAAAUCGCGAGCUAGUCAGCUGACUAAUCGCUAGCUACUUGUGACAGCUGAGCAAUGGCGUCCAAGGCGUUCGCGCUGUUCCUCGCCGUGAACCUCGUGGUGCUGGGUAUGGCCAGCGCCUGCUCGCCCUACUGCCCGACCCCGACGCCGACCCCCGCGACGCCGACGCCCACGCCGUCGUCGUUCGGCAGGUGCCCCCGCGACGCGCUCAAGCUGGGCGUGUGCGCCAACGUGCUGGGCCUGAUCAAGGCGAAGGUGGGCACUCCCCCCGCGCUGCCGUGCUGCUCCCUCCUCCAGGGGCUCGUUGACCUCGAGGCCGCCGUCUGCCUCUGCACCGCCAUCAAGGCCAACGUCCUCGGCAUCCAGCUCAACCUUCCCAUUGACCUCAGCCUCAUCCUCAACUACUGCGGCAAGACCGCGCCCACCGGCUUCAAGUGCUGAUCGAUUAAGCGCGCCUCAACACGCCUUGCACGUAUGCUCGGUCGUCGUGUUGCUCUCGCGUGCUCUCGUGCAUGCAUGAGGCGCACGUACGUGAGACGUCUUUUCGUUUCGGUUUGAUGCAUGGUUUGCUUGCUUGCUUCCUACGUACGUACCCUUCUAGUUUCGAUGCAUGCAUGCGUGGUCGUGCUGUUUGUAUCUGAUUUGGAUUCUGUCUACUUGUAUUCUUCCCUGCGCAUUUGUUGUAAAGGGCCGGUGUGUGCUAUCUUGUGCGCCGGUGCUAAGUCCCAAUGAAGUUUGGUUUGCAGCUUAAA